Messenger RNA from Spinacia oleracea (spinach), 1749 nucleotides. Its product is annotated as cyanidin 3-O-galactoside 2''-O-xylosyltransferase FGGT1. Gene Ontology annotation, molecular function: UDP-glucosyltransferase activity. The record is from RefSeq and is a predicted model, not a curated record. NCBI's taxonomy places the organism in Eukaryota, Viridiplantae, Streptophyta, Magnoliopsida, Caryophyllales, Amaranthaceae. The transcript is spliced from 2 exons. Bases 166 to 1551 code for a protein of 461 amino acids.
UAUUGUCUCAACUAGGCCAAUAGUCUCAAUACUUGAUUGGUUUAUUGCCGACAUUGUGUCUAUCUAAGGUUCAAAUUUAGUUUUGACCUAAGUAAUACUUCGUAUUAGUUAUAUAUAUUGCGGCUAAACUUCAAAGUAACAUUAAACAGAAAUUUGGCAAUCAAGAUGUCACAAAACAAAGACUCUUCCCCUGUUCUUAAAGUAGCAUUUUAUCCAUGGUUUGCACUAGGCCACCUAACCUCAUUCCUCCGCUUAGCCAACAAACUUGCUGAAAGAGGUCAUCACGUCUCCUAUUUUAUCCCUCCCAAAACACAAUCAAAAUUAGCUUCUCAAAACCACUACCCUGACCACCUUACCUUCAUCCCCAUCCCCGUCCCACCGGUGGACGGGCUUCCUCCCGGGGCGGAGACCACCAACGAUGUCCCCGCCUCGGGUGGUCCCCUCAUCAUGACUGCCAUGGACAUGACUCGUGACACCAUAGAAGCCCAUUUGGUCCGACUCAAGCCCGAUGUCGUCUUCUAUGACUUCACCUGUUGGAUGCCUGAACUAGCCCGAAAACACGGGUUCAAAGCCGUACACUAUAUAACCGCAUACAUAACAAGGUACGCUUAUCUUGCUCCUUACAAAAAGGUAGCUGGCUACCACCCCACAGCAGCCGAACUAUUGACGCCACCUCCGGAUUUCCCUUCACAGCUAAUCAAGAUGCAGCCCCAAGAGGCUGCUAUCAUGUCGGGUUUAGGUAAGACGGAAUUUGGACUAGGAGGUUUAACAUUGGCUGAAAGGCUAGGUGUAUCGUUUCGAGAAUGCGAUGCUUUUGGAGUCAAGACUUGUGAGGAGAUGGAAGGGGCUUAUUGUAAAUAUUUUGAGGAUAUUUUUGGUAAGCCUGUGCUACUAGCAGGGCCAAUGGUCCCUAAACCGCCAUCUUCGAAACUUGAUGAGUGUUUUGAUGAUUGGCUUAAGGGUUUUGGUACUUCUAGUGUUGUAUAUUGUGCUCUUGGAAGUGAAUGUUCUCUAAAAUUAAACCAAUUUCAAGAGCUUCUUCUUGGACUUGAGCUCACAGGAAGGCCAUUUUUGGCGGCCUUAAAACCAGCAAUGAAUCACGAAACAAUAGAGUCGGCUUUGCCAGAAGGGUUUGCAGACAGAAUUAAAGGAAGGGGGAUCAUACACGGUGGUUGGGUUCAACAACAACUGAUCUUACAACAUCCAUCCGUGGGAUGUUUCAUAACUCAUUGUGGGGUUGGAUCUAUUUCCGAAGCUAUGGUAAGCGAAUGUCAAGUGGUGUUCAUGCCUCAAGCAGUCGACCAGUUCAUCAAUGCGAGGCAGAUGACAUUAGAUUUGAAGAUAGGUGUCGAGGUUGAGAAAGAUAAUGAUGGUUUGUUCACUAAGGAGGCCGUCUGUAAGGCGGUCUCCUUGGUGAUGGAAGAAGAUAGUGAAGUAGGGAAAGAGGUAAGGGCUAGUCAUGCUAAAUGGAGAGAAUUUGUUUUAAGGGAAGGUGUUGAAGAUUCUUAUAUUAGUAGCUUCAUUCAGAGUUUACGACAAUUGAUUGCAUAAACAUUUUGGUAUCAAGUCAACGUGUUUUUUUUCAUAUACAAAGGUUGCUUCAUCGAACCUGUUACGUACAAUUGCAUGUAUUCCACUCUAGCUUCACAGUUAAUGCCUCUUGUUUUAUAAAUUGGUCUUAUUUCAAGUGUUGUACUUUGUCAUUUCUAUGGAAUGCUUUUUAACGAAUAGUAAAAUGUCUUUUGGCCA